This is a messenger RNA of Cornus florida, 2904 nucleotides long. Its product is annotated as alkylated DNA repair protein ALKBH8 homolog. Gene Ontology annotation, molecular function: demethylase activity; RNA binding; oxidoreductase activity. Gene Ontology annotation, biological process: oxidative demethylation. Lineage: Eukaryota; Viridiplantae; Streptophyta; Magnoliopsida; Cornales; Cornaceae. The transcript is spliced from 7 exons. The record is from RefSeq and is a predicted model, not a curated record. Bases 1334 to 2353 code for a protein of 339 amino acids.
UCUCUCAUUCCCGUAUUGUCACACAAGCUUUCUAAAUUGUGAAUUCUACACCCAAGAUCUGUUUAAGUAUUGGGGAAUUUGGGGUUAUAUAUUUCUUGAUGAUAUAUAUAUAUAUAUAUAUAUAUAUCUACACACAAACACCAAAAUGCCAAACCCGUACACAAAUUGUUUUUGUGGCGCUCAGGGUAGGAACUAGGAAGUAUGUCCAUCCGCGCGUGUAUAUACACACUAUAUAAUUUCGUGUCUUCAUUUGUAUAUUCUUGUGGGUGGUAUUGUUUUGUUUUCAAACGUUUGAUCACUCAUUUACUUAUAAGAUAAAAAUUCUGAUGACCCAAAUUAACAUCAACAAAGUUUACUGCUUUAGGCUAAAUUCUUGGAAUUGUAUUAGUCUUUUGUUAGAUUUUUUUUUUUUUUUCCUAUUCUAAAUGGACUUUUGUUAGAAUUAUUCUGCAGAAUUAUAAAACAUAAUUCAUGGAGCUGAAUCCAACUAGCGAAAAACUUGGAAAAAAAAGGCUUUGUUGAGUUGACUUUAGGAUGUGUUUUGAUGACCCAUGAAAUUGAGCUUCUCCAUUAUGUUCUCUACGUAGAUUUUUUUUCUUCCUGAAUGUAUUCUCUACUUAGUUUUCUUACUCUACACAAAUCCAGUAUCACUAAUGAAUAAUAUCAUCUGAGAACACAGGUGAUUAUAGCUGCAAGUAAUACUACAUAGCUUUAAUGGCACAAUCUCCUUUAAAAACUACGGCUAACUAUGGUGAUGACUUACGUAUGAUAUAUUUGGUGGCUUCGUUCCUGAAUGUAUUCUCUACUUAGUUUUCUUUCUCUACACAAAUCCAGUAUCACUAAUGAAUAAUAUCAUCUGAGAACACAGGUGAUUAUAGCUGCAAGUAAUACUACAUAGCUUUAAUGGCACAGUCUCGUUUAAAAACUACAGCUAACUAUGGCGAUGACUUACAUAUGAUAUAUUUGGUGGCUUCAUUUGGGAUGAUUGCUUUCUUCCUUUAAAUGCUAAAUAGAACACAGUACUCAAUAAGUAGGGGACACCCAGGCAAUGUUAACAUGCUUUUGAUAGGGACAUUUGAAUAUCAUAAGCGGAAUGGAUACAUGGGUUCUUGUAGCUGACACCAAAUAAUUGGGAAAAGGCUUGGUUGUUGUUGUUGUUGCAUUUGAAUAUAAUUGAAAUUUGGGCUAAAUCUGGUUUGUUUUGAUUGUGGUUUAUUUUAUCUACUGUUUUAUUCUUGAACAAUGCUUCUUUUGUAGAGCUUAAAUAAUUCAUUUGUGCUAAGAGGAGAAGUGAAUCACAAGUUCCUUUUGCUAACUAAAAUAGAUUACAUUAAUGGGUUUGCCAAGAUUUACACGUCCCAAGGAAGAAGAUGGUGAGUCAAGCCCUAACCUUUAUGUGGCCAACUGCGGGCCAGCUGUGGGACUUUCUUUUGACACUAUUGCGUCAGUGUUCAGCACCUACGGAGAAGUAAAAGGAGUCUAUGAAGCUGAUGAAACUGGCACUCGUGUCAUUAUAUCUUAUUCUGAAGAGAGUUCUGCUCAGGAAGCCUUAAACGCAUUAGAUGGACAUCCAUGUCCUGAUCUUAACGGCCGUUAUUUGCACAUACGGUAUUCAGUACUUCAACCACAUUGCCAGGUCAAUCACUUAGUUCCAGUAUCUUUGGUUGCUUCAGAAUUGAACAUUCCAGGAGUUUAUUUGUUGCAUGACUUUGUCACUGCUAAAGAAGAGGAGGAACUGCUUGCUGCAGUUGAUGAGAGGCCUUGGAAGAGUCUUUCAAAGAGAAGAGUUCAGCAUUAUGGGUAUGAGUUUAGCUAUGAAACGAGAAAUGUUGAUACAAAAAGGAAGUUGGGUGAACUUCCAUCAUUUGUUUCUUCCAUACUUGAAAGAGUUUCAUUGUUUCCUGACCUUGAUGGUGCUGCAAAUAUGAUUUUGGAUCAACUGACGGUUAACGAAUAUCCGCCUGGGGUGGGCUUAUCCCCACAUAUAGACACCCAUUCAGCAUUUGAGGGAUCAAUUUUCAGCCUUUCACUCGCAGGACCUUGCAUUAUGGAGUUUAGGAAAUAUUCAGAAGGUCCUUCAAAACCUGCUUCAAGUACCAGCAAGAAUUUGGAAAAUUCUGAUGAUAGCUCAAGUUUCUUAAGGAGGGCUAUCUAUCUUCCCCCUCGAUCAAUGCUCUUGUUAAGUGGGGAGGCGCGGUAUGCUUGGCAACAUUACAUUCCACACCAUAAGGUUGACAUGGUGAAGGGCAGUGUGAUCAAAAGGGGUCCAAGGAGAGUAUCAUUUACACUUCGUAAGGUCAGGACAGGACCUUGUCAUUGUGCAUUUCCUCAAUAUUGUGAUUCUCAAAGAUAGGAAGGGGGUGGUUUUACACUGAUUUAAGGUCUGAGCUCUUUCUAUCGAUGAUAAAGAUUCUCGUGAAGAUGGUUUGAGUGGAGGAAAACAAUCAUGAAUUUGAUUCUUGUAGUGCAAGAGCAUCAAAGAUGGGCUGUGGGGAAAGAAAUUGCAAAAAUGGCGACAGUGCUUCUAUUUUGCUUUAUUUGCAUUGGCAGAUGAGAGAAAAUAUCUUGGCGAUCAGAUGUUAUAUGGAACUUUUCUAGAUCAAUGUGAUCUUACAUUUAACAAAAUUCUUCAAUUUGGCAAUUCUUUCCGGUUGCAGUUUCUUUCAUUUUCCAUGCUAUUGAUCUUGGAUGACAUGCUUAAACUUAAUUCAUAAUGUCCAAUUCUUACUUUCCAAUUGCAAUUACUUCAAUUUUGUUCUUUUCAUAAACUCUUUUGACGGCAAAUUGUAUAGAUCGACUCUUAACUACCAUUGUAAAAACCAGAAGCUUGUGACGUGAUGCCUCACCCAAAAACUUAAACUAUAAAAUAUAAAAACUUAUGGUCUAGUGCUUAUAUUUGAUACA